Molecule: messenger RNA, 2763 nt
Organism: Monosiga brevicollis MX1
Lineage: Eukaryota; Choanoflagellata; Craspedida; Salpingoecidae
Exons: 12
Coding region: 1-2589 (862 amino acids)
Source: RefSeq, a predicted model, not a curated record
AUGGAGGCGUACGAUUUUGGGCGGGAAACAGACUCGGAGAGCGAGUCUGGUGUGGAUGAAACGUGCAUGGUCGGCUAUCCCGUCUCGCCCUCUUGGAGCUCGACCGUCGAACCAACGAGUGCCUCAACUGCUAGCAGCAGGAUACCGCCCAACGGCAGUUUGAGUGGCCCUACGUCGGCACAAGGUGUCGUGCACACUCUAGGCCCCGAAGAUGUCGAGGAUGUCGUGCCUGCUUCCGAGCUGAACCAACGACUCAAGGAGCUGGCCCAUGCCGCCCAGGCUGCUGAUACCGAAGCGGAGGAACUGGACAAGCGCGUGUGUGAAAUUCAGGCCCGGACGAUUGCCCUCGAAGCCGUUCGAGAGCGCAAGGAAAAGGCAGUGCACACGGUCACCUCAGAACUUGAGGCUGCCGAGCGACAAGUUAUUGUCUUGCGUCGGCAGCAACAGUUGGCUCGUCAGGCCACUCUACAAGCAGGUCAUGCUGUCACCGCCUCUCACCUCAAGGCCAAAACCGCCGCCGAACUCUUGGCAGGCGUCCAGCGGCGUCAACAGCACGUUCAAGCCGAGUUGCGUGUGAUCGAGCAAGCCCUUGUACGACGGGCACGGCUCAAGGCCCAGGAGCGAGCACAGGCGACCUGGGGUCUACAGCGACAAGCCGCGCGCUGUGCCCAGGCCAUGCUCCAACAUACUGCAUGGGCGCACCUCCUGGAAAGCAUUUCUUCACGCGUGACGCCCCUGCCCGAACGGCGUUUGAUUCGUGUGCCUCGUGAGCACAGCCAGGCCAGCCCCCAGACUCUGACGCGUGUGCAUCUUCAACGUUUGGCGCGCCCUUACCGCAGCCCGCUGACGGUCAUUGCUGCGUACCGCCGUCGGCGUAUUCUUCAAGAGCGCCGCUCGCCAAGCGAGCUCCUCAGCUCGCAAAAUGCCUCCACACUCGAUCCCCAUCAGCCCCUGUGUUGGGCCUCCCUAAAAGGCGUCUGCAACGAUGAUGCAUGUCCCCUGCAGCAUCUCACACCCGAGAACCAGGCGCCCUCCACUCGAGCCAAGGCGAGCGAAGAUGUCGACGACAAGGAGGAAGUGGACAGCGUGAUAGGCCUUGAGCACACUUCGCCGUCUUUGCACGAUGCGGCUGGCCCUGUCAGAUACUUUUUGAACAGCACCUAUGUUCUAGAGCAUGCACUAGACCUGGAAUGCGAGUGGUGUGAACUGCAAAGUGCCGAGGCUGCGCGAGAAUACGUUACUUGGGUCGAUGCGCAUGAGGCCGAUCUGCGUCGUCAGCUGCGCUGGUUGACAACCCCAGUGCCGGUUGGGGCCCAGGUCUAUCUCGGGCUGCUGGAGCGCUAUGACAAAGCUGCACACCGCUCUGCCAGGCCGCCAUCGAACAUCUGGCUCGAUGCUUACGAGUACCUUUUACAUCACAAUUUUCCGUACGAUAGAAAAGAUCUGAUUGACGAUAGCCAUGCCUUUGACCUGGCCCCGUGCGUGAUUUUGCUCACACUGAAUGGGGCCGACACGCAAGAUGUCACAACAACCGUCUUUAAUCACGCUUGUGAGGCUUUGAUCGCCGACAAUGAGUUGGACUGCCUGGAGGCAUUAUGGCUCAAGCACCUUCAAGAUACACCUUCCCGAGAACGCUAUCUUGGCGCUCUUGCAUUCUUUUGGCACCGCUUUGAUGGACUCACACUUGGAUUGUGGCGCUUGCUGGCCCGCAUCGUUCUGACACUGGUUCAGAUGGACGCGCAUGCGGGACAUUUAGCCCAGGCACUGGUUCGGCUAGCCGUGGCUUUGGGGCUUGAUCUGGACGCCCUCCAACCCAAUUUAGCCGAUCCUGACACCGUGGCAGCCGAGGACUUUAUCAAUCUGAUGGCCUUUCAAGUGGAGGCUAGUGUGGACGAGCGCGUGUGUGACUGGAAUUGCUUGUUUGCUUGUUUGCUCUGGCUGGGGCAGGAGGGUCAUCUACCUCCUCUGCUCACAGACAUGGGCGAUGCUCUGGCACUGGUGGACUUUGCGUGGGAUUCCUGGUUUUUGACUCUGCACCGUUUACCUGCAAAGGCCGAUGUCCUCUUUCCUGCUUUGAACCUGAAGGGCCUUAUGGGUGGGGCCAUGGUGCUCUGCCCGCGCCCUGAAACGUUGGCCACCUUGGCUGAAGGUGUCCUCCAAUUAUGCUCAACCAUGUCUGCUUCGCCCCUGGCCCGAGCCUUGGCUUGCAGCCUGCGCGUGGCCAGUGCUCAGAUGCAUCCGGCAGAUUCGCGCACCCAGGCUCUUCUGCACCGUCUGCACAGCUGGAUUGAUGGAGACGUUCAAGGCAAUAAUGAAGCUGCGUCCCAGCUUGAUUGCAACGCGCCACAAUCUGAAGCCGGUGCACCGCAAUCGGCGCCAGACUGGUAUUCGGAGCCGGAGAGUGUCACCCAGCGCGCGUUGACAGAGCUGGCCGGGGGCAGGGUGGACGUGGCACGCCAGCUCUCUUUUGCAAAGGCACGCUGCCGUUUUUCAAGGAUUGGCGGUGCAGGCGCGUGGAAUUGGCGUAUGGAGCUGCAAAGCCUCGUGCCGCCAAGGUUUUUGAAUACAGACGUUCAGUGCCCUUUGUGACUUUGUGGCUUUCGAGGGUUUUACAUUCUCGGCCUGUCAUUGGGGUUGUGUACCACAUUGCAGACUCUUGUUACAUGUCAAGCAUUUUGAGUUGGCAGAAACGGUAUGGUUGCACUGUUUUCCCCCCAUCACCCGGCCUGUCUUUAACCUCGUGUGUCCAUGUGUGUGUCUGGG